UUCUAGGCAAUUGACUGCCUCUUCGAGUCCGGUCGCCGCGCCAGGUUGAGCAGAGGUGAUGACGAUAAAAGUCCUCCUACAGGAUAGCCCUUGGGGGGAUUUCAAGGAGCCGAAGCCGCAGCUCUUGGUCCAGUACUUGGUCCAUUACCCGGCGAGACGCGACGCCUAUGAGAAGAGCGCCAUCUUCCGUCCACUACUGUCCAUCUCGAGGCGCGUCCCCACCUCCCAUGGGGGCAGACUGACCAGGAGACGAAGGCUCGUGGAUCUGGCGAAACCCAAGACCAAUUGGCAAGUUAUAAAAAACAGGGUGGUGUACAACUGUAAGGGGUACUCGUGGUACUCCCCGAAAAGGAGGAUGCUGCACUUCUGUGUCUAUUGGCCCUCCGUGUACUGGACGGAGCAGUUUCUCAAAGACUCCACCUUGUCCGUCACCUUACCAGCUGUGAGCCAUCGAGUGGAGGAGCUGUCUCGGCCGAAGAGGUUUUAUUCAGACUAUUACAGUAACUUCAGGAAGUCCGCCAUCUGGCCGGUGUCUAGGCCCGCCCUCCAGUACCGCGCGUCCUGCCGCCUUCGGGAACUCGCUACCCCGAGAGUCCGGAACAACAUCUGGAGCAUAAACAUGUGCCAGGUGUCCAAGGUAUCCAAGGCAGCCCAGAUGGCUGUCCCCAGUCCGAGGAUCAUCAGACUGGCAAAGCCCAGGACCCCAGCUACUUUGUUGGAUGAGUGGAACCCCAUGCCGAAACCCAAGCCCUACGUGUCGGACUACAACCGGCUCCUUCAUCUGGCCACACCCAAAGCUCUGCCGGACAAGUGUGUCCCUGACCGAGACCCUCGCUGGUCAAUCCCUGACGUCACUAAGAAGGCUGUGGCCAGCCCCCGGUUGCUCUCGCUGGCCCAGCCCAAAGUGCGCAAGGAUCUGAAUACAAGCCGAGACCCCUACCAAGUGUCCCCAGCAUCCCUAAUGGCCCAUGCGACCCCGCGGCUCACGGAGCUCGCCACCCCCAAGAGUAUCACCAGGAAAGUCUGAGUGGCUGGCCUGCCCACCUGUGAACCCCAUUUCCAGUAAACACCCAAGUGCACCCUAA
Sorex araneus (European shrew) is the source of this 1085-nucleotide messenger RNA. RefSeq names its product theg spermatid protein (gene SPMAP2). The transcript has 8 exons. Lineage: Eukaryota; Metazoa; Chordata; Mammalia; Eulipotyphla; Soricidae. Gene Ontology annotation, biological process: spermatogenesis. The coding region runs from base 59 to 1027 and encodes 322 amino acids. The record is from RefSeq and is a predicted model, not a curated record.